Molecule: messenger RNA, 873 nt
Organism: Cyprinodon tularosa
Lineage: Eukaryota; Metazoa; Chordata; Actinopteri; Cyprinodontiformes; Cyprinodontidae
Product: Fc receptor-like protein 5
Exons: 3
Coding region: 1-873 (290 amino acids)
Biological process (GO): cell surface receptor signaling pathway
Molecular function (GO): transmembrane signaling receptor activity
Source: RefSeq, a predicted model, not a curated record
AUGUAUUUACAUACCACAGUCCUCCCAGCUGGUCUGACUGUGAGUCCCAGCCGAUCUCAGUUCUUUCAGUUUGAAUCUGUGUCUCUGAGCUGUGAGGAAAACAACAGCUCUGCUGGAUGGACUGUAUGGAGGAACACAACCAGAGGAACCAGGACUCAGUGUAGAGAUGGAUGGGGGAAACCAGCUGGAUCUACCUGUAAGAUCAAAAACUUGAUCCAAUCAGACAGUGGAGUUUACUGGUGUUCGUCCAGAGAGGGAGCAGCCAGCAGCAGCAUCCAGCUCACUGUCACUGGUGGAUCAGUGAUCCUGCAGAGUCCUGUCCUCCCUGUGAUGGAGGGAGAUGACGUCAUUCUGAGCUGUCUAACAAAGACCACUCCCUCCAACCUCCCAGCUGCUUUCUAUAAAGAUGGCUCCCUCAUCAGGACUGAGCCCAAAGGUCACAUGACCCUCCACCAUGUGACCAGCUCUGAUGAAGGCCUCUACAGGUGUUACAUCAGGGGUCAUGGAGAGUCUCCAUCCAGCUGGAUCUCUGUUGAAGAUAAACCACCAAACCCUGACCCCACCAGAAAUACUCCUCCUCUGUCUCUCUUUUCUUCUCCUCCUCCUCUUCCUCCACCUUCCCAGUCUCUUUUCUAUCUGCUCCUUUCUCUUCCAUCCAUCAUUGUUGUGGUUCCACUGCUGCUGGUUCUGGUUCUGAUGGUGAGACGAUGUGUUCGCAGAAGGUCUGAGGGUGAGACAGGCUUCUAUGGCUACAUGCAUAACUUGUUCUCUGCAGGAAUUAAUACAAUAAAAUCUGAUUAUGUUGGAUUUUCACAUGUUUUACAGCUAACGUCUGAAACUGUUUCAUUUCAUAAAUGUAUUUUAUUUAAUUAA